This is a messenger RNA of Hemicordylus capensis (graceful crag lizard), 2385 nucleotides long. RefSeq names its product vomeronasal type-2 receptor 26-like. Gene Ontology annotation, biological process: G protein-coupled receptor signaling pathway. The coding region runs from base 1 to 2385 and encodes 794 amino acids. The record is from RefSeq and is a predicted model, not a curated record. Lineage: Eukaryota; Metazoa; Chordata; Lepidosauria; Squamata; Cordylidae. The transcript is spliced from 7 exons. Gene Ontology annotation, cellular component: membrane. Gene Ontology annotation, molecular function: G protein-coupled receptor activity.
AUGGUGGGCAAAGUACGGACAAUGAUAUUUCUUCUGCUGCCACUCCACCAUGUGGUGAACAAAGCACAGACAAUUAAGUGCACUGGAAUGAAACCCGUGGACAUUCCUCAUGAGUGGUACCAGCCUGGAGAAAUUCUCAUUGGUGGGAUCACAACUCAUAUUCACUAUUUAAUUCCCAAGUUACGAUUCAAACAACACCCUUCUCGGGAGAUAAUGACUAUUCCAGGUUUAGUGCUAAAGCAUUACCAGCACAUCCUGGCUUUGGCAUUUGCCAUCAAUGAGAUCAAUGAGACGCCUAGCAUCUUGCCCAAUAUCACACUCGGGUUCCACAUCUAUGACAGCUAUGGGGAUGAACAAAUGACCUAUCGUAGCACUCUAGACUUGCUCUUCAAAUCACAUGGCUUUCUACCCAACUACCACUGUGGCAUCCAGAAAAAUGUCAUCGGGGUCAUUGGUGGACUUACCUCUGAUAUCUCCUUGCGAAUGGCAGAGAUCUUAGGACUCUACAAAAUUCCACAGAUUUCAUACGGCUCAGUGGAAUCAACCACAAGAAAUGGAAUCCACCUCUCUUCUUUUUAUCGCAUGGUUCCCGAUGAAUCCCUUCAAUACCUGGGCAUUGUGCUGUUACUUAAGCAUUUCAGAUGGAAAUGGGUAGGGAUCAUCACUCAGGAUGGCGAUGUUGGGCAGCAUUUCUCAGAAGCUUUGGAGGUAGAACUUUCCCAAAAUGGAAUAUGUUCAGCUUUUGCAGACAAAGGUGAAAAAAUGGCCUUAAUAAAUGAUGAGCUCCCACGAUUCCAAAAAUAUCUUCAGAUGAUAAAGCCAUUAUGGGCAAAAGGAGAUGGCUUCAUCAAGGAAUUCUGGGAACAAGCAUUUGAUUGCUUAAUAACAAAUUCCAGUCCUCCAGAAGAUGUAGAUGAAAUAUGUACUGGUGAGGAGAGGCUGGAGGACCUUCCUGAGCAUUUCUUUGAAACGAGGAUGACUGGUCGCAGCUACAAUAUCUAUAAGGCAGUCUAUGUUUUUGCACAUGCCUUACAUAGCAUGUACUCAUCUAGGUCCAGAUCCAGACACAUGGAGGACAGGGGCAAAUUGGAUGCUCUGAUUGUGGAAGCCUGGCAGCUCCAUUCAGUGAUUCAGAGGAUCUCAUUCAACAACACUGCUGGAGAUGAAAUUAUAUUUAACAAAAAUGGAGAAAUAGCAAUUGGUUUUGAUAUUACAAAUUUUGUCACUUUCCCAAAUAACUCCUAUGUCAGAGUCAACAUUGGGAAACUGGAUCCUCAACACCCUCCAGAGAAAAUGCUCACCAUUCACGAUGAGAAGAUCCAGUGGCAAAGUGCAUUCACACAGGUGCCUCCCCUCUCUUUAUGUAAUGACAUCUGCUAUCCUGGCUCCCACAGGAAGAAGAAGGAAGAGGAGAAAUUUUGCUGCUAUGAUUGUGAUCCUUGUCCAGAAGGGAUGAUUUCAAACCAGGAGGAUAUGGAUUCCUGCAUGACCUGCCCCAUCGAUCACAUUCCAAACAAAGGACAAAAUCAAUGCAUUCCCAGGAUUCUAACCUUCCUCUCUUAUCGAGAACUUUUGGGUAUCACAUUAGCUUUAUUGGCUAUUUUCUUUUCUACGAUCACAGCUCUGGUGCUGGGCAUUUUCAUUAAGCUACGAGACACUCCCAUCAUCAAAGCCAACAAUCGGAGUCUCACCUACCUUCUCCUCAUCUCCCUCCUCCUUUGCUUCCUCUGCUCCUUACUAUUCAUUGGGAAGCCUAAACCCAUCACCUGCCUCCUCCGACACACAGCUUUUGGCAUCAUCUUCUCCAUUGCCAUUUCUUCUGUUUUGGCCAAGACCAUCACAGUGGUCGUGGCUUUCAUAGCUUCCAAGCCAGGCAGCAUUUUCCGGAAAUGGGUAGGGAAAAGAUUGGCCUAUUGGACUGUCAUUUCUUGUUCCCUUGUUCAAGUUGGCAUUUGUGCUGUUUGGUUGGGCACUACUCCCCCAUUCCCAGAUCUGGACAUGCACUCCCUGUCUGGAGAAAUCAUAGUGACAUGCAAUGAAGGGUCACUUACCAUGUUUUACUGUGUUCUGGGCUACAUGGGAUUUCUGGCCAUUGUCAGCUUCACGGUGGCUUUUCUGGCCAGGAAAUUACCGGACAGUUUUAAUGAAGCCAAGUUCAUCACCUUCAGCAUGUUGGUCUUUUGCAGUGUUUGGCUGUCCUUUGUUCCAACAUAUCUGAGUACAAGAGGAAAAUACAUGGUGGUUGUGGAGGUCUUCUCCAUCUUGGCUUCCUGCACUGGGUUACUGGGGUGCAUCUUUUCCCCUAAAUGUUACAUAAUUCUGUUGAGGCCCGAUUUGAACAAAAGGGAGCUUCUAAAAAUGAGAAAACAUCCAAGCAUAACAUAA